GUUAUCCAAGCUGGGUGGAGCCUCCUUAUCACUCCUUGCUGUCACUCUCUGGCUGUCAGUCAGUCAGACCAUGGAGGCAACGGCACACACAGCUUUUCAAAUGACAGUGGGUGAACAUUUGACCAUGUAAAAUUGUUCAAACAUUGCUGGCACCUAUGCCACGUUUGAGGCUGCUGUCAAUCAUGACUCUACGGUCCUGAUGCCAAAUCCAAGCCAAAAGCUUGGAGAUUUCAUUUUAGGCACAACCAGAGGCCAAAGACGACUGAAACUGGUCAACUUCGAGAUCCUGGAAAACCACAUUUUCCAUGAGACCCAGGGGCUCAGUGACAAAUACCUGGUGGUCCGGCGAGGGAAGCCGUUCAAAAUUACUCUGGUGUUUAAUGGACAGAUGUGGAACCCAAAAGCAGAGUGUCUGACCCUGCAGGUUUUACUAGGUGAAAUGUCAACAAGGAUGUUGGUCGAUUUCGCCGACAAGUGGUCGGACCCCCACAGCUGGUCAGCACAAAUCUACCCAGGCAAUGUUGGUCACCGUGUGGUCACCGUCCACGUCUGUGCCCCUGUGCUGUCCUCUGUGGCACAGUACCAGCUCAUGGUCCACAUUGUGGGAUCAUACGAGCGAAGCAGCUACCUCGCGGGACAGUUUGCGUUGCUCUGCAACCCUUGGCUGAAGGAGGAUCCUGUGUACAUCCCACUGGAUGCGCAACGACAGGAGUAUGUCAAGAGUGAUUAUGGUGUGAUCUACAAGGGCACAGACCUCAACUUUAGUCAGCAGCCCUGGUCCUUUGGUCAGUAUGAGCCUGGUAUCCUUGAGGCCUGUCUUCAGCUGUUGCAAGUUAGCCCACAGCACCUCGGCAACAGUCACAAAGACUACGUUUUACGAGCAAACCCGGCCUACCUGAGCAGGAUCAUCUGUGCAAUGGUGAACUCCAGUGAUGACAUGGGUCUUUUGGAAGGGAGGUGGAAGGGCAGCUACAAAGACGGUGUCAACCCAACGGAGUGGAGCGGCAGCGCGGACAUCCUUCACCGCUGGAUGGCAUCCAAAGGCAACGCUGUGCGUUAUGGACAGUGUUGGGUUUUUGCAUCUGUCCUCUGCACAGUGAUGCGAGUGCUGGGGAUUCCCUCUAGGGUGGUGACUGUGUUUAACGCCGCCCACGAUUGCGAUGGAAAUCUAAUCACUGAAGAGUUUUACUCAAGCACUGGGAAGAGGCUUGGGCUGUCAAAAGACAGUGUUUGGAACUUUCAUGUGUGGGUGGAAUGCUGGAUGAGGAGGCCGGACAUUGGUGCCAAAUAUGACGGCUGGCAGGUGGUGGACCCAACCCCGCAGGAAAAGAGUGCAGGCGUAUACCGCUGCGGUCCUUGUCCAGUGGCUGCCAUCAGGAGGCGUUGCCUGAGGAUCCCGUAUGACUCUGCCUUCAUUUACGCCUCCGUUGAUGCGGACAUUGUACGCAUGAUCGUGCGGUCUGGUAAGGUGGUGGCGAAGAAGGUGGACACCAAGUGGGUGGGGCGCUUGAUCUUUACCAAAAGCAUCGGCUCAGAUGCUCCCGAGGAUCUGACGGAUUCUUAUAAGAGGAAGAAAAAAGACCAAACACACCGAGUGGGAGACUCAGGACUUUCUGACCCUACAAUGAAUCGACUUGGCAAUAACAGAAAUGGACUUUCUGACCCUACAAUGAAUCGACUUGGCAAUAACAGAAAUGUAUACUGUGCCUCACCUUCAUUCGUGCUUGGUCCACCCAGAGAAGACGGGUCCAGCUUGGACGUGACCUUGACCGUAGAUGGAGAGCCGACUGUGGGCAAGAGCAUCAACCUGACAGUGACAGUCACAAACCCAUCAAACGGGAAACGGGUCCUGAGGGAGCACUUGAAUGCUCAGCUGAAAGAAUUCAACUGUUGCCCAGAGAAAAACUUCUGGGAGAGCCACCAAGAAGUGUUCAUUCAGCCAUUUCAAGAUGUGACACGCCACCAUUCCAUCCCGCCCUCCGAGUACGAGGAGUUCCUCACAGGCGACGACAUUGUGAAGGUGGCCGUGGUGAUCAAGGAUUUAAAGACAAAAGAGAGGGUCCUGGCUACACAAGACUUCAACCUCAGCUUACCAAAAAUAAGCAUAGAGGUUGAGGGUGGGGACAGCAUCCAUGUGAAGAAGGAGCACAUAGCCAUUGUGACCUUCACCAACAAGCUCAACAAAAGUCUGAGUGGCGCUGUUCUCACCGUGGAGGGCUAUGGAUUAUUGCACGGCAAACAAGAGGCCAGGCUGACCAUCCUACAUUCAGACGAGAAGAUAGUGAAGAAAGUUACUAUCAUGGCCUCCACCUCAGGCACAAAGAUCUUGAACGCCUCAUUCUCACAUAACGGCAGCUCCACCGCUAUUUCGAGAAGCUACCGCAAAGUGUCCGUCAUUGCAUGAUGACAAUGAAAAAUCAGUGAAACUUUGGAAAGUUUCCAUUUUUGUUUCAUUGUCACUUAAAGUAUCAGAUUCUUAACUACACUGACUGGUCACAAAAUUAGGCACACCUGCACAUUGUAACGAGAGCAUAUAGAUGAGCGGGAUUAAAAAGUGAACUUUACAAGUA
This is a messenger RNA of Syngnathoides biaculeatus (alligator pipefish), 2570 nucleotides long. Its product is annotated as protein-glutamine gamma-glutamyltransferase 5-like. The record is from RefSeq and is a predicted model, not a curated record. The transcript has 18 exons. Bases 200 to 2404 code for a protein of 734 amino acids. Gene Ontology annotation, molecular function: protein-glutamine gamma-glutamyltransferase activity. Gene Ontology annotation, biological process: peptide cross-linking. NCBI's taxonomy places the organism in Eukaryota, Metazoa, Chordata, Actinopteri, Syngnathiformes, Syngnathidae.